AUGCUCGGCGGCCGUGGCUUGUCAAGAUCCGCCGUGAUAGGGAAGGCAGGAAGCUUACGACCGGUUACUUCCUUCGUGUCUGCUCGUUCACUCUCACACAUUGCCACUCGCCCAAUUCCAACUGUUUGCCGAGGAGCACAGGCACGACUCGGAACUAACUCGUCAUGGAGGCCGAUCCCUAUAUCUGGUCACUCACUCGCCCGUUUUAAUUCCACGUCGACGGCUACAGUCUCUCCCAUUACUGAAAAUGCCGCCCAAGGUACAGUGACUACUACGACAAGUCUUGAUGGAGUUCUCCCCGAACUCAGCGAAAUUCCUGAACAAAUUGGCUAUUUGAAAACGCUCGGCCUCGACUAUGGCUGGGGCCCGUCGUCUAUUAUGGAAUGGGCCAUCGAACAUAUUCAUAUCUGGGGUGGCAUGCCCUGGUGGGCCAGUAUUGUGGCAGCUGGCGUUUUACUGCGUCUGGCUCUAUUCAAACCUUCAGUAACCGCUGCCGAGAAUGCCGCGAGAACCAUGCCUGUGCAAGCCCAGCUCUCCGCCCUCAGAACAGAGCGGAUUUUAUAUAUAUCCCAGGGGAACCAAUUGGCGGCCGCAAAAGUCGAAGCGCAAUCGGAAGAAAUUAGGAAGUCGCUCGGUAUCAGCAUGUGGAAGAGCCUCAUUCCGUUGCUUCAACUACCCUUUGGUUUCGGUUGCUUCCGAGUCGUGCGAGGCAUGACCAACCUCCCAGUUCCUGCGCUUGCGGUGGAACAGGCUGGCUGGAUAACUGAUCUUACGGUUUACGAUCCUCUGUACAUACUUCCUAUCGCAACAACAGCUUUUAUGUAUUACUCUCUCAAGAAAGGAGCAGACACAGGGAUGAACGAGAUGAUGAGAAGUAAUCUCGGUAGAGGAAUGAUUAUUGGGUUACCGGCAAUGUCUUUGCUAUUUAUUUCCUGGCAACCCGCUGCUCUUCAGAUGUAUUUCGCUGCCACCGGCCUCUUCGGUCUAGUCCAGGCAUAUCUGAUCAAUACCCCAUCCACACGCACCUUGCUGGGAAUAUCACCGUUACCCCCGAGAAACAGCGUAUCGCUUGAUUCCAGACAAGCCCAACUUCGGAUGAUUCAGGACAAAAUGACUGCUGUGCGAACACAGCUGAACACAGCGUCCGAAACGCAAGCUUCCGCUACGAAAGCCCAAAAUAUCAGCUAUUUGGAUAAGAUGAUCAACAACACCAAACAAAACUUUUCUAGUAUGACAACCGGAAUGAGCGAAAGUUUAGACAAUCUCAGAGGAGGUCCAAAAAACCACGACGGCACGCCGGCUCCCAAGCCCCGUUUAACGGACGAAGAGCGAAGAGAGGCUGAGAGCUACAGGCUAUUGCGCGAAGAAGAAGAUAACGCUAUUCGCAAUCAACGCAAUGAAGCCCUUAGGCAAAGCAUGUUCAGAAAGAAGGAGAAAAAUACAUCUAAAACAUGGCGGGGAGUGAAAGAAGUAACCAAAAAAUCAACGUCAAAGCCAGACCCGAAAGCCAAAAUGAGGGCAAAGAAUUAA
Talaromyces proteolyticus is the source of this 1530-nucleotide messenger RNA. Its product is annotated as putative mitochondrial export translocase Oxa1. Lineage: Eukaryota; Fungi; Ascomycota; Eurotiomycetes; Eurotiales; Trichocomaceae. Bases 1 to 1530 code for a protein of 509 amino acids. Gene Ontology annotation, cellular component: mitochondrial inner membrane. The transcript is spliced from 3 exons. The record is from RefSeq and is a predicted model, not a curated record. Gene Ontology annotation, biological process: protein insertion into mitochondrial inner membrane from matrix; mitochondrial respiratory chain complex IV assembly. Gene Ontology annotation, molecular function: membrane insertase activity.